AUGACUAUGAACCCUUACAUUAGCUGGGCCCUUCUGCUCGUCGUGGCUGGCAGCCUCGGCUGGUACUACACCAAUGGCUCAGCCGCCCCGAAGGCCAAGGCCCCAGUCCGGGCUGUGGUGGAGAAGGCCGAAGCUACAGUCGCGCCCAAGAAACAAAAGAAGAAGACCAAGGCCCCUGAGCCGGCUAAGAAGCCCGAGCUGAAGACCGUUGUCUCCCCUCCCACCAGCGAAGACGAGAAGGCCGAGGAUGAUGUCGACCCCAAGGAGAUGGCUCGCCGCGUCGCUGCGAUCAAGAACGGCACCAACCCGGCCGCCGCUCCCGGCAGCAAGAACCAGAAGAAGAAGGCUAAGAAGACCCAGCAGCUUGAGAGUGGCUCGCACGCUUCCUCUACCACUGGCGCCGACGCCGACGAUGACCUGUCCCCCGCUGUCUCUCCCCAGGUGAACGCCGUUCCCUCCGCUGGUUACGUCUCCGACAUGCUGGAGUCCCCCGCUCCUGGCGCAUCUGUUCUCCGUGUCACCGGCAACGUUGAGUCGGAGCCUAAGAAGCAGAAGGUCCAGAAUUUCAAGCAGGUCGAGACCAAGAAGCAGCGCCAACAGCGCCAGAAGAACGAGGUCCGCAAGCAGCAGGUUCAGGAAGCCGAAGAGCAGCGCCGGCAGUUGCUCGAGAAGCAGCUCCAUACCGCCCGUGAACACGAGCGCCGUGAAGCUGCUAGAUCUCAGGCUCCCGCCACCAACGCUUGGCAAACCAAGGAGGCCCCCAAGGCCAAGGUCAACGGUGCCCCCAAGGCUGCUCCAGCCCCCGCCUCAACCUCCGCCCCUGUCCAGCUUCUGGACACCUUCGAGCCUUCUUCCGCUCCAGCUCAGAAGAAGUGGACUCAGGAGCUUCCCUCAGAGGAAGAGCAGAUGCGCAUUCUGGGCGCUGCCAAUGGUGUUGACGAGUGGACUACCGUCUCUAAGACUAAGAAGACCAAGAAGAAGGGUGGCAAGGCCGAUGAGAGCGUCAGUGAGACCAGCGCCUCAGAGAACCAGCCUACUCCCGUGGCACCUUUGCCUGUUGAGCCCAAGGUCACUGUCACCCCUACCUACAUCCCUGAUAUCCUGCGCUCUCGUGAGAAGGGUCACCCGCUGGACUCGGACUGGGCCGCUUAA
This is a messenger RNA of Penicillium angulare, 1152 nucleotides long. RefSeq lists its product as uncharacterized. NCBI's taxonomy places the organism in Eukaryota, Fungi, Ascomycota, Eurotiomycetes, Eurotiales, Aspergillaceae. The coding region runs from base 1 to 1152 and encodes 383 amino acids. The record is from RefSeq and is a predicted model, not a curated record. The transcript has a single exon.